Rubroshorea leprosula is the source of this 2224-nucleotide messenger RNA. NCBI's taxonomy places the organism in Eukaryota, Viridiplantae, Streptophyta, Magnoliopsida, Malvales, Dipterocarpaceae. The record is from the annotation of a GenBank genome assembly.
CGAAACAACACCUCCAAAGAAGGAAAAAACGAGAAGGAAAAAUAAAAAAGCAGAGAAAUUUGGAUUCUUUGAUUGAUUUCAUCAACAUCCUUUUGCGAGGUUGGAAAUUUCUGCAAAAAAAAAACCGGCCUCACUUGUGCAAAAGAAAAUCAAAUAGAAAAGUAGGAGGAGGUUUGCAUUGAUAUCUACAGUAUGAGCCACCAGAGUCAAGGACCUGGCCCCUCUUCUCCAGCAGAGCUCCCAACAAGGCGGAAACGUGGCCGUCCUCGCAAGGAUGAGGGUCUGGUGCAAGGUGAGAACACUAACAUACCUGCAAUGUCCACAUCAGACGGUACAAAGAAAAACAGGCAGAGUUUGGGUACAAGUAAUGCACCCAGUGAUGGCAUGGUAGGUCAGGUGGUUUCUGGUGUCAUUGAGGGUUCAUUUGAUGCUGGCUAUCUUCUUAAUGUUAAGGUUGCUGACACUGAUACUUUUCUGAGAGGUGUUGUCUUUCUACCUGGGCGAUUUAUUCCAAUUACAGCUGCAAAUGAUGUGGCUCCACAUGUUAAGAUGUACCAAAGAAAAGAGAUUCCAAUCCCAUUUCUAAACCCCCAAAGCCCGCGUCAUGCUGCUGGUCCUUUGACAGAGAAAAGUGAUAAGAACCCUGUUGAGCUUAGAAAUGAUUCACCUAAACUUGUAGGCCAAGUUCAACCAACUGAGUUUCUGUCUGGCAUCUCAGUUGCUUUGGUUGCAGGUGAGAACCAACCUUCUACUGUUAAGAUACCUCCUCCAGGUAUCUUGCCAGCAAGCUACACAGAUCUUUCACUGGGAGAGAAGGUUUCAGAACAAAAAACUGUUGAAUCCAUAUUGGAGAAGGAUAAGGCUGUUGGGCAGGAUCAGGUGCCACAAGGAUUCAGCACUGGUCUUUCCCCAGGGGAAAAUGUUUUGGAACAAAAAACUGUGGAAUCUGCUCUGGAGAAGGAUAAGGCUGUUGCACAGGAUCAAGUCCUGCCAGUAUUUGACACAGGUCUUUCCCUGGGAGAAAAGGUCUCUGAACAAAAAAUUGUAGAAUCAGCAUCAGAGGAGGAUAAGGCUGUUGUCCAGGAUCAGGUACUGCCAGUGUUUGACACAGAUCUUUCCCUGGGAGAAAAGGUCUCCAAACGAAAAAUUCUAGAAUCAGAAUCGGAGGAGGGUAAGGCUGUUGGACAGGUUCAGGUAAUUCACGGAUUUGACACAGGUCUUUCCUUGGGAGAAAAGGCCUUGGAACAAAAAAUUGUAGAAUCAGCAUCAGAGAUGGAUAAGGCUGUUGGACAGAAUCAGGCAGUCCAAGCAUUUGAUGCAGGUCUUUACCUGGGAGAAAAGGUCUCUGGACAGAAAACCUUGGAGACUUUGUUGGAGAAGGAUGUAACAAUUGGACAGAAUCAGUUGCUGCUGCAAGGAUUUGAAACCAUUAAACAGGGAAAAGGACCCAAUAUUGAUGUGGAGCUACCUGAAGAAGUGGGGCUGCCAUCUAUUCCAGUUAAUGAUAUCUUGCCGGGUCGUGAAGCCUCUAGUCAUGAGCCUGAAGUUGAGCACCAAACUGUGAGUUCUGACCUUAAGUCAGAUGCAUUGGUGAGUGAUAAUGCAAAGGGUUCAAACUUAGAGCUCAACCAAAUUCCUGGAUUUACUGAACCUGAAUCUCAGGUUUGUGCAUCAACUGGACUCGACAUGUUGAUGGAAAAACAGGCGUCUCCAAGGCAAGACCAGUUACAAGAUACCCAGCUGGAGAUUACGAAGGUCAUACAUGCAGAUUACACAUCCCAUGUUAAUGGAUUCCCUUUAACUGAUGCUGCUCGGACUAUGAAGGCAGGAACUUAUUCAGCACCUAUGACCACCUUACCACCAAUGAUUGGGGCAGAUCAUAUUUCUUCUGAAGCCAAGCCCGCUACCAAUGACUCUAUAGGUGCAAAGAUGGUUGAAUCCCAAGAUUUCAGUUCUACAAUUGAUGUCAACAGCAGCUGCAUGGACUGCAAUGUGAACGACACCAUUCCACCUGCACAAUCUUAGAGUCUUCAGGCAGGUAAUGUCAGUCUGGGAAUCCAUUAUGGAGCUAGAGACCAAAAAAGAGAAACCUCUUAUAGGUGAGUAUCACAAGCCAAGGCUUCAAGAAUAAGUAGUUUUAGUUUAAGACUGCUAGUAGUUGCCAGUUUCAAGUUAAUAUAGGUACUCUUUUGCUCUAUAUGGUUUAUAAAUGGGAACUCUUAAA